CAGGCAAAGGGAACAGGACCCAGAUAAGGUCUACUUCCAAGGCUACUUUGAGGAUGGUGGCAUGCAGGAAACAUUGAUGUGCAAUGCCCAGAGAAGUCCUAGGCUGGUGGGGAACAGAGUACAGAGAGCCAGUCACCGGAGAGUCCUGGUUCUGUCGUCGGCCAUCUUCCCUGCCCUGCCAUGCUUUGACCUACCAUAGCAUGGGUGGUUACCAGGCAGUACUCUCCAAGUUGGAGACAACUCUUCUUAAGAGAUUCACAAACAUUAUUGUACCAUAUGAUAAUUCAGUUGUACAUGUCCAGCAACAGGGCAAUGAAACCCGUCCAAACACAAAAUGCCGUCCUGGUUUGCACACCCCAGUACCGUCUGGAUUCUACCUCCAGGAUCGCUGGACGUCCAUGGUGUGUGACUCAAAAUCAUUUCCCUCAGCUAAACUGAUAUCUGGAUGCCUGAAGGACAAACAGAUCCUUAUGAUGGGUGACUCCACUCUCCGUCAAUGGUUGGAGUACCUGGAGAAAACUUUGCCAACACUGAAACGCCUGAACCUUCACACAUCAAGCAAAUCGGGCCCCUUUGAGGCAGUCGACACCCAGUCCAACACCCGUAUCAUCUGGCGGGCCCAUGGGAUACCUAUACGGACGAGCAAGACCCCCUGGGCUGACCUCCACUACAUCGCCAGGGAGGUGGAGGGUCUGGCAGGGGGUGCACACUCUGUAGUCGUCUUCACCAUCUGGGCUCAUUUCACCACGUACCCACUGGCUAUGUAUGCACACCGUCUGGUCGUCAUCCGUAGGGCUGUGGCGUCGCUGCUAAGACGAUCUCCCACUACUCUGGUAGUGAUCAAAUCAGCCAACACGGGCUACAAGGAUGUGUACGGCAGCGACUGGCUCGCCUGGCAGCUCGACAUGGCUCUAAAGGAAAUAUUCAGGGACUUGCCCGUGGUCCGUAUUGACGUUUGGCAGAUGACCUCCUGCCACUAUUCUCCGGAUAACAUUCACCCGCCCCCCGUGGUGAUCCAAAAUGAAGUGGACCUCUUCCUGUCCUUUGUUUGUCCACAGUGAGAAAAGAGAAGCAUUCAAAAGGGAUUGUCUGUAAAAUCAACUGCAUAGAACAUGGUGGUUGUCAAACUAUUGCCUGCUUUCAGCUCUGCACUGAUUCUUCUGUCAUGCAUAAAAUAUAGUUAAGCAAUGAUUCAUUUAUAGAACUUGUGGGCUGUUUUAGAGCAAAUUGUCAUAUGUUUUAUUUUAUUUUAUUUUUAUAUGCAUUAAUUAACAACAUUCUAUGAUGUUUGCAGUCAAUGUAGAAGUGUGCCAUCUGGUAGCCCUUUUUGAGCCAUCACCUACUGGUUUAAUCUUGCCCAGGGCAAUGCAGGGUGCAAUCGCUUUUGCUAGUGCGCAUUCUCUCUCACACUUUAUUCAACUCAUCAAGGAGCCUCUCGUUUGGGUUGGG
Coregonus clupeaformis (lake whitefish) is the source of this 1449-nucleotide messenger RNA. Its product is annotated as NXPE family member 3-like. The record is from RefSeq and is a predicted model, not a curated record. Lineage: Eukaryota; Metazoa; Chordata; Actinopteri; Salmoniformes; Salmonidae. The transcript is spliced from 4 exons. The coding region runs from base 84 to 1061 and encodes 325 amino acids.